This is a messenger RNA of Grosmannia clavigera kw1407, 3852 nucleotides long. RefSeq names its product nonribosomal peptide synthetase. The transcript has 6 exons. Bases 1 to 3852 code for a protein of 1283 amino acids. NCBI's taxonomy places the organism in Eukaryota, Fungi, Ascomycota, Sordariomycetes, Ophiostomatales, Ophiostomataceae. The record is from RefSeq and is a predicted model, not a curated record.
AUGCAGUCCAGGAUCCACUGGAAGCUUGUCUCAUACGACUCGGUGUCUGCUCCCUUCUUCAGCACAAACCUGCCCUUCCUGCACCCCCAAGUCCUCGCCAUGGGCUCUAUCGACGCUCCCGACUACGGCCGUCGCCUGCUUGUGCAGGUCGUCGAUGACGUCGCCCGCAACGACCCCACGCGCGAGCUCGCCUUGUUUCCGCGACCCGGCUGUUCCGAUCGUCUGGCCUCGCCCGAGUCCUGGCAGCACGUCAGUUUUGCCCAAGCCGCCCGGGCCAUUGACCGCCUCGCACACGCCGUCACGGCCGCGGUGGGCUCGGGCUGGGUGAAGCCCCAAGUGGACCUCUCUGGCCUGAUCGGGCCCACUCUGGCCUACAUCGGCCCCAGUGACCUCCGGUACCAUCUCUUUCUGUUGGCCGUCAGCAAGGCCGGCGGUCAGGUCCUGCUGAUCUCGCCCCGCAACACCGUCGAGGGCCAGGUGAGCCUGUUUGCCAGCACGGGCUGUCGGGCCCUCUGGGCACCGGCGACGUCGCGCUCGCUGGUCGAGUCGUGGCCGGCCCAGACGCCCGGCGGCCUCGCGCUCUUUACAAUGCCCGAGCUGGACGCGCUGCUGGCCGACGACGACGAUGCGGCCGCCCAAGGUGCUGGCUUCUCCCGCGACCCGUUCCCCUUCCACAGGACCUUUGACGAGGCCGCGACCGAAGCCCUGGUGAUCCUGCACACCAGCGGCACCACCGGCCUGCCCAAGCCCAUCGUCAUCCGCCAUGGAAUGUGGGCCAACUUUGACACCUUCCAGGGUGUCGCCGACGAGAGCGGGCCGACGUUGAUCUGGUACGCCUGGAAGAAGCACAUCACGCACUUGUUCGUCACCUUGCCGCCCUUCCACACCGGCGGCAUGUCCUUCUCCCUCGUGAUGAGCAUCUACCUAGGCAUCACUGUCAUCUUACCGCCCACGGACCGGCCUGUGAGCAGCAUCCUGGUCGAGGACGUGCUCACACACUCUGCCGCCGACGGCGCCAUCAUACCACCCUUUACGCUGGAGGAGCUCGCCAAGACAGCCAGUGGCGAUGCUGCCCUCCAGAAGACGAAAUUCAUCAUCUGUGGUGGCGGCGCUCUGUCCAAGGCGGUCGGUGAUCAUCUCGUCGCGAAGGGGAUUACCAUCUCCAACAUAAUCUCCAGCACAGAGGCUCUGCCGUACGCGCUCCAGUUCCAGGACAACAUGUCCGAGUGGGAGUAUUUCAUUAUGCGCGACGAGAUUAUGGGAAGCGACUGGAGGCCUAUUGCCGGUAGCGACAAUAUCUAUGAGCUCGUCCUGGUGCGCCAGACGCCGCGCCAGAAGACUCCCGGCAUGCAUGUGGCCUUUUGGACCUUCCCGGAGCUCGACGAGUGGUCUACGCGCGAUCUGUACCAGCGCCACCCGACAAAGCCCGACCACUGGAAAUACCACGGCCGUAUCGACAGUAUCAUUGUCUUCUCCAACGGCGAGAAGCUCAACCCCGAGGACAUUGAGAAAACGGUGCUUGGCCACCCGUCUGUGCAUGGUGCUGUCGUUGUGGGCGCUGGGCGCUUCCAGGCCGCUCUGUUGAUCGAGCCGAAGGCUGCGGCACUUGCCGGUCAGACUGGCCCAGACGCAGCCGAAAGGCUGAUCGAGGACGUGUGGCCGUACGUGGAAGCGGCCAACAAGCUGACCGUUUCUCACGGGCGUAUUGCACGACCGUUCAUCAUCCUGGCCGAUCCGGCCAAGCCGUUUCCCCGAGCAGGCAAGGGUACGAUACAGCGGCAGAAGGCCGUCAAGCUGUACGAGCACGAGAUUGACGAGCUCUACCGACGGGUUGGUUCCAAUAGCAAUGCUACAGAGAAUCACGCCGGCCCUGCUCCCGUGGUCCUGGACACCAGCAGCAAGGCGGCCCUGGCCAAGUCCAUCCGCACCGUGUUUAUCGAUCGCCUUGGGGCUUCGCCACAUCUGGAGGUGGACACGGACUUUUUUACUGUCGGUGCCAUUGACUCCCUGCAGGUGAUGAGCGCGAUCCGUCUGCUCAAGGAUGGCCUCGCGGCUCAGAGCAGCACGGAAAACGCAAGCGUGACGCAGCGCGCCAUCUACGGCAACCCAACGCCGACCAAGCUGGCCGCAUACAUCCUAUCGAUGGUCUCGGGCGGCAAAGAGAGCGCGACGGCAGACGACGACGACGAGAUUGGUCGGAUGGAGGUGCUGAUCGACCGGUACACGGCGAACCUCAAGGCACCGUCCGCAAGCAGACGACCGGCACCACGCACGACUGGCCAGACGAUUCUCGUCACCGGCACGACAGGUUCCCUAGGCUCGUACAUGCUGGACUCGCUGCUCAACAAGAACGCGGCCGUCCAGAAGGUGAUUGCACUGACACGCGAUGCGGAUGGUGGCAAGGUGCGGCAAGAACGGGUCUUUCGCAGCAAAGGACUCGACACGGCCGGGCUUUCGGAUCCCAGUCGGGUGCAGUUCCUGCACGCGACCCUGUCAGAGCCACGGCUCGGUCUGAGCGACGCGGACUACGACGGGCUGCUGGCGGAUGUGGACCGCAUCGUGCACUGUGCCUGGCCGGUCAACUUUAGCUACAAUGUGGCGUCAUUUGAGCCGAGCAUCGCGGGGGUGCGGCACCUGGCGGACCUUGCGGCCGCCGCGAAGCGACAGGCGCCGCUGCUGUUUGUGUCGAGCAUCGGCAUGGUGGACAGCUGGGGGAGGACGAGCAGCGGCGCGGUGCCGGAAGAGCGGCUGGAGGACCUGCGUCUGGCCGGCAUGGGCUACGGCCGGUCGAAGCUGGUGAGCUGCCUGAUCCUGGAUGCGGUGGCAGCAGCGACAGACGUGCCAGUGCUCCAGGUGCGUCUGGGCCAGGUUGGAGGUCCACGAGAGGCAGGCGACAGCGAGGCGGCGUGGAACCGACAGGAGCUCGUGCCCAGCGUCAUUGCCAGCUCUGUUUUCCUGGGGGUGCUCCCGGACAGCCUAGGCGUGCUCGCGGUCGACUGGGUGCCGUCAGAGGAUGCGGCCGAGGUGAUCAUCGAGCUGGUGGCCGGCGACAACUUGCAGGGCAGCCACUACUACAACCUGGUGAAUCCGACAGUGCGGACUUGGGCGUCGAUCGUGCCGCACAUCCAGCAGUUCUACGGCGACCGCAUCAAGGAGGUCGUCAGCCUCAAGGACUGGGUGACACGGCUGGAGGAGAGCAGCCGCAGGAACAACAGCAGCACACCCGAAGCGGUGGCGGCCAAUCCGGCGGUCAAGCUGGUAGACCGGCUGCAGGCCAUGGUCACGGCAGCGGAAGCGGGCUGGAAGCAGGCAACAUUUGCGCUGGAGCAGACUAGCGAGCGCAGCGCGACAAUGCGCAACAUGGAGCCGGUGACGGGCGAGCUGGUGGCAGAAUGGUGUCGGCAGUGGAGCAACCGUGCCGUGACCGUGAUUCGUGGAUGGGAAGGGCAGGCCGUCGUGCGUCUGCAGAGAGGCAUGCAGGCCAAGACGGGUGGCCGUUCUGCGGUUGGCUAUCAGGACAAGCCUGGCAGCCGGCCGUCUGGCCGAGCGACCGGUCAAGCACAGGACAGCUUUGGCAGUGUCAGGCCACCACGAUGGCGUGCAUAUUCGCCGUUGGCCGCGAAAGCCGCCUUGCAGCCAGUCAUGGGCCACGUAGACAGGAAUACGAGCUGGCGAGGUUCGCGCAGAAAGGCCGAGGGACAGGCCCAGAAACAAGGACGGGACGGGAAAAGGGUUUGGCAGCCGGCAAGCGACCGCGUGCAGCGUGCAUCUGGCAUGCUCUCGUCCUUCUGUCCUCACCGUAGAGGCCUUGGCUCAAGAGACUGCUCCACUGGCGUGCAGCCAGAGGUCUAG